AUGAGUACGCGUCUGGACAGGCUGAUCACGCUCCUCGACACAGGCGCAACGCCAUUGGUGCGGUCUACGGCGGCACGCCAAAUCGGCGGGAUCCAAAAGCAGCACCCCUCGGAGCUGUUCCGGCUUCUAGCACGCGUAUACGAGUUCAUCGGCAACAAGAGCUGGGACACGCGGAUUGCAGCGGCACAGGCGUUUGACGCAAUUGCCAAGGAGGUCAGCGACUGGGACCCCAGCGGCAACGGCGACGUCAAGCCACCGCUGCUCGACGACGACUUCUUGGCGUUCUCGCAGUUCAACGUCGAUUCAGUGAUCCGGCACGGGCGCCUGCUUCUGGCAUCGGCUGGCAAGGAGUACGACGAGGACGAGGCUAUGGAGGGGCUCGAUGCGCAGGCGCGGAUUGCAGUGCAGCGCGCGCAGAUUAAGAAGCGGCUGGGACUGGGCGCACAGUUUAUGGACGUGGAUCUGCUUGACGACUUGGAUUUGGAGACCGCCCAGGCACGCAAGCGCAAGCCCACCACGCCUGUGAAGCACGAGCCGGUUGCAGAGGAGCCCGAAAUCGACAUGAGCAAGCUGAGCGCGCGCGAGCGCAACCGGAUAAAGCGCAAGCAGCGGCUCGACGGCAAAAAGAAAGGAAAGGUGGAUUUGGGGCCAAAGAAAGCUAACGGUGCCACAGCGGACACAAAGCCCAUGGUCAGCUCGACGGGCGUCGACAUUACUGAGCAGCCGGGCGGCGAGGCCAUUGUUGUCGAGGCCAAAAAGGCCGAUAACCGUGAGGCCCUGUUUGCCAUCAGCGAAGGCAGCUGGCCGUUCGAGUCGCUGGUGGAGAUUCUGUGCAUAGACCUGUUUGACGCCAAAUGGGAGGUCCGGCAUGGCGCCGGCAUGGCGCUGCGCGAGAUCUUCAAGCACCACGGCCACAGCGCCGGCAUGCUGGCUGGCGUUAGCACCGUGGAGAAUGCGAGGCGGAACCAGCAGUUCCUGGAGGACGUGUGUGUGCGGCUCAUGUGUGUGUUUACGCUGGAUCGGUUCGGGGAUUUCGUGUCGGACCAUGUUGUUGCGCCGGUGCGCGAGACAUGCGCCCAGACGCUGGGCGUGCUUAGUCAGUACCUGACGCAGCCCGUGCUGCUCGUCCAGCGUGGUGCCGGCGAUCAGGCGAGCUCGGUCGCACCGAUCUGGGAGGCCCGCCACUCGGGGCUCUCGGGGCUACGGUAUAUUGUAGCGGUGCGCCGCGAUAUGGCGUCACUGCUGGUUACCGGGACUCUGGAUGCAGCGCUGGCCGGACUGCGCGACCAUGACGAUGAUGUCAGAUCGGUGUCAGCCGAGACGCUGCUGCCGCUGGUGGAUACGCUUGUGACAUGCCAGCCAACGCGUAUCCUGGAUGUCAUUGACGGUGUGUGGAUGGCCCUGACGGACCUGGGCGAUGAUCUGACAGCCUCGGUGGCGAAUGUCAUGGACUUGCUGGCGCGGCUGUUUGAGCACCCAAGGGUGCGGGGCACAGUCAUCGAGGCCGGCAGAGUCCGCCCAGAGCAGUACGCAUUCCGAGUGCUGAUUCCACGCCUGUACCCGUUCUUCCGCCACACCAUUGCAUCUGUGCGCAAGGCUACGGUACAGGCGCUGCUGACAUUCGCGUCGAUGCAAGAGGGCGGCGAGCAGGAACUGCAGCACAGCUACGCGCACUCUGGCGAUAUCUCUGGGUUUGCCAUCCCGCCCUGGGUUGACGUCGCAGUGAUGCGACUGGUCAUGCAGAACGUCGUGCUGGAGACGACCCAGGAGAUUCAAGACCUGUCGAUGAAGCUGUGGUUGGCGCUGCUGCGACAGACCCGUGAGCGCGUCCUGCUCAGCCUGCGUGUGUCGGGCAGCACGGAUCCCGAGAAGGAGGCUGCGGAGAUUGCUGCGCAAAACCUGCCACGGGACGUGAUCCGCUCGAUGUUUCUGCUGAUGGCGACGCCGAUCAGCACGCCGAUGCCGCGUGGACUGAUCUACGACCCACGUCGGACUGCCGAUGACGCGGAGUGCUCUGGCAGCCGGUAUAACGUCGAUGCGCCGAUGAUCCAGCAGGACAUGGGUCUGAUCUCGCGCGAGACCAUCAUGCGCUGCCGCGUCCAAGGGGCUGCGGCGCUCGGGCUACUCAUGGCGAUAUGGCCGAACCAGUCGCGCGCUGAGGUGUUUGGCAACAUUCCUGCUGCCUGCAUUGCAUUCGCGGUGGUCGCUGCAGCAGUCAAUCCGAUGGCUCGCAGAGUCGAGUUUAGCUCGCCAGAGUUCGUCGACCAGAUGCUUGCAGCCAUCCAGGCUGUGCUCAGCGGCGACUAUGCAAAGCAUAACCCGCGGCCGCUUGCAUAUGUUGAUUUGGAACGAGCGCUGGUGCACGUGCGUGGAGACUGCCAGGUUCUGCUGGCAUCGGUAGCCGAAUUGCCAGAGAUCAGCCUCACUGACGUCAGCGCCACGCUGUUCGACCAGCUGUGUGCACAGGUCUCCCCGCGCACUCUCAAUGCCCGCAACAAGUCGACGCUGAUGGAGCGGCAGCAGCGGCUCAAGGCGUCGAUUGAGUACUACACGCAGCAGCAGGUCGAGUUUGACGUAUCCACGAAUGCCGCACUUGCCGGCGCCGUAAUCGCUGUUGGCAGACUGCCCAGCAAGCUCAACAGCGUUCUGCGCUCGGUCAUGUCAGCAAUCAAACAGGAGCGGUCCGAUCUGCUGCAGCGACGCGCAGCCAGUGCUGCCGCCCGCAUGGCAGCCUUGUGCUAUUGCUCGGAGACCCCACGCGUUGCCCCCGCCGACAAGAUGAUCAAGAACCUGGCCACCUUUGCCUGCUCGGAUCCGUGGACCACGCCGGUGUUUGCGCAGCGGAGCCAGCAGCUGGACGCGAUUUUGAUGCUCGAGAUGGUGCAGCGCGAGCAGGCUGUCAAGGAGCUGGAGCGGGCGCAGCAGCAAAAGAGCGGCACAGCAGCCAAGCCCAAGAAGGACGAUGGCAGCAACGGCAGUGACGCAUCGAUGGCGGCGGCAGCUGCGGCCAAGGAGGCAGCGGUGAUCCCGCUGUUCCAGGCGUCGACGCUGACAGAGGAGCAGGAGCGCGACCAGGCAGCGCGUCUGAUUGUGCGCGGUGCUGAGAGCGCGCUUGACGCAGUGGCCAAGCUGUUUGGUGCCCAGCUGAUGGCCUCGGUGCCACGGCUGUGGGAGUGCGUUUCGAUACCGCUGACCAAUGUCUACGGCGGCAUGGCUGGCGGCGGCCCGCUGACUGUGCGGUCUGCCGAGGUGCUCAUUGAGGCUGACGCCAAGCUCGAAACCGCAGGCCAGGAGGUUGGGAGCAUCGACCUAUGUCUGCACGACCACCUGGUGCAAGCCCUGCCGUGGGCCAUGAGUGCGCUGAUGAGCAAGUUUGCGGCUGUGCGACACAUGGCGGCACGCACACUGGCCGAGCUGUGCCGCGUGUGCACGGUUGCGGCUAUGCAGCCGUUCAUCCAAAGCGUCUUACCGUCGCUGGGCGACACGACAAUGACGCACCGGCGGCAGGGCCUGCUGGGCGAGACGGUGCUGCCAUACGUCACGUUUUUGAUGGUCCCGGUGCUCGGCCGCAUGAGCGACGUUGAUGAGCAGACGCGGCUGGUGUGCACAAACUGCUUUGCGCAGCUGCUCAAGCUGGAGCUGAUCGAGAAGCGUGAGCACGAGCGCAAGUUCCUGGCGCAGCUGAUGGACUCAUCCAAGCUUGAGCCGUUCAAGAUCCCGGUCAGAAUCAACGCAACGCUGCGUAAGUACCAGCAGGAAGGUGUCGAUUGGCUUGCGUUCCUCGACAAGUACGAGCUGCACGGCGUGCUCUGCGACGAUAUGGGGCUGGGAAAGACCCUGCAGACCAUCUGCAUCAUGGCGUCGGACCACUUCCUGCGCAGCCAGCGGUUCGCCGGGUCUGGCGGGCAGGCCGCGGACUGCCGCCCGUUGCCUAGCCUGGUCAUUUGUCCGCCGACGCUGAUCGGGCACUGGGAGCAGGAGAUCAAGCACUACACCGAGUCCCUGCGGCCUAUGUGCUAUGGCGGCGUGCCCGCCGAGCGCCGCUCCUUGGUGCCACAAAUUGCCGCCAACAAGGCCGACGUUGUGGUUAUGUCGUACGACGUGGUGCGCAAUGACAUCGAGUACCUGCAGGGCCAGAACUGGAACUACUGUGUGCUCGACGAGGGCCAUGUUAUCAAGAACGCCAAGACCAAGCUGACGCAGGCGGUCAAACGGCUGAAGGCGCGGCGGCGGCUGAUUCUGUCGGGCACGCCUGUGCAGAACAACGUCAUUGAGCUCUGGUCGCUGUUUGACUUCCUGAUGCCCGGGUUCCUUGGCACCGAGCGCCAGUUCAACGAGCUCAGACGUCGCAAGGCUCACAUUAACGGCGAAUUGGCGCUCAAGGCGCUGCACAAGCAGGUGCUGCCGUUCCUGCUGCGGCGCAUGAAGGAGGAUGUGCUGCAGGACCUGCCGCCCAAGAUCAUCCAGGACUACCACUGCGAGCUCAGUCCGCUGCAAAAGUUCCUGUACGAGGAGUUUGCAAAGUCCAAUGCCACAGGCAACCUGAAGAAGUCGCUGGGGCUGAAGGGCGAGGAGGGCGAGAGCACGGAAGCCAGCAGCGAGGACACCAAGAAAUCAGGCACACACGUGUUCCAGGCCCUGCAGUACCUGCGCAAGCUGUGCAACCACCCGGCGCUGGUGCUGACGCCAAAGCACCCGCUGUACACGCAGGUCGUGGCCGACUUGAAGGCGCGGAAUGCCGAUCUGCACAGCCUGGACAUUGCUCCCAAGAUGCAGGCCCUGCAGGAUCUGCUGCACCAGUGCGGCAUCGGCCCGGGCAGUGUCGAGGACAUGGACAACGUCAGCGCUAACCACCGCGUGCUGAUUUUCUGCCAGCACAAGGAGAUGAUCGAGCGCAUCGAGCAGGACCUGUUCCAGCGCGCCAUGCCCGGCGUCACAUACAUGCGCGUCGACGGCACAGUUGAGGCGCGCCGCCGCCAGGAGAUCGUCUCGGCCUUUAACAGCGACCCCAGCAUCGACGCCCUGCUGCUGACCACGCAUGUCGGCGGUCUCGGACUGAACCUGACGGGGGCUGAUACUGUGAUUUUCGUCGAGCACGACUACAACCCCGCCAUGGAUCUGCAGGCCAUGGACCGCGCCCAUCGUCUCGGCCAGACACGCGUCGUCAACGUGUAUCGCCUCAUCACACGCCAUACGCUCGAGGAGAAGAUCAUGGGCCUGCAGGCGUUCAAGCUGCAUAUGGCUAACACGAUUCUGCUGGAUCUGUUCAACGUGUCGCCAAGCGAUGCCAAGGAAUCCAAGAUCGAGGACAAGCAGGAUGCCAGGCGGCUCAAACAAGAGCUGUGGGACUCGAGCCAGUACGAGGACGAGUACAAUCUGGACAAUUUUAUCUCGUCGCUGCAGCAGUAG
Molecule: messenger RNA, 5409 nt
Organism: Linderina pennispora
Lineage: Eukaryota; Fungi; Kickxellomycota; Kickxellomycetes; Kickxellales; Kickxellaceae
Exons: 13
Coding region: 1-5409 (1802 amino acids)
Molecular function (GO): ATP-dependent chromatin remodeler activity; TBP-class protein binding; DNA binding
Source: RefSeq, a predicted model, not a curated record